Molecule: messenger RNA, 1089 nt
Organism: Cyclospora cayetanensis
Lineage: Eukaryota; Apicomplexa; Conoidasida; Eucoccidiorida; Eimeriidae
Product: transaldolase
Exons: 5
Coding region: 1-1089 (362 amino acids)
Biological process (GO): pentose-phosphate shunt; carbohydrate metabolic process; pentose-phosphate shunt, non-oxidative branch
Cellular component (GO): cytoplasm; intracellular anatomical structure
Molecular function (GO): transaldolase activity
Source: RefSeq, a predicted model, not a curated record
AUGCCAAACACGAAGACAGCCAAACGCAGGGGCUCCGGGGGCUCUCCGGCCUUGGGCCCCUCGCAGAAGGUACCCCGCACAAAUGAGAAAACUAGCGCCAGCGGUAACGAUACGAAUAGCAGUGGCGUCAGCACGUUAGAAAAGCUGGCAAAGCUGUCAACCAUAGUCGCGGACACGGCGGACUUCGAGGCAAUCAAGGAAUUCAAUCCAACUGAUGCCACCACAAACCCAACACUCGUUCUCCAGGCGGUGAAAGACCCCAAAUACAAACACGUGUUAGAGAAGGCAAUAAAGGAGGCACAGGAGGCAACCAAGGGAAAAUCUGUGGAUGAGACUGUAGAGGAAGCAGUGGACCGAGUUCUCGUUGGAUUCGGCCUCGAGUUGCUUGAUAUUAUUCCUGGACUUGUCAGCACUGAAAUACCCGCUGAUUUAUCCUUCGAUCAAGAAGAGUCUGUAAAUCGUGCGAAGAGAAUCAUCGCGUUGUAUAAGUCCAAGGGGAUUGACAAAGACCGCAUUCUUAUCAAGGUAGCUGCGACUUGGGAAGGGAUUCAGGCUGCCAAACAAUUGAAGCGCGAAGGCAUCAACUGCAACAUUACUCUCCUCUUCAGCCUUUGCCAGGCAGUAGCAGCCAGCGAUGCUGGGGCCUAUUUGGUUUCGCCAUUCGUUGGACGUAUCUUGGAUUGGCACAAGAAACAGGACGCAAGCGCCACCUUUUCUGGUGCUGAAGACCCUGGAGUGAAGAGUGUCACACAAAUAUACAAUUAUUUUAAGCACUUCGGUAUCAAAACCACCGUAAUGGCCGCAUCGUUUCGAAAUACAGAUGAGAUACUGACUUUGGCGGGGUGUGACAAGCUGACGAUCGCCCCAAAGCUGCUACAGGAGUUGCAAGCGAGUUCUGUCGACGUGAAUUCGAGGCUGUCUCCGCAAAACGCGAAGAAAAAGCCAAUUCAGAAGCUGAAUUUAGACGAAAAGACAUUUAGGUGGAUGCUGAAUGAAGACGCUAUGGCUACAGAAAAGCUUGCAGAGGGGAUAAGAAAUUUCUCAUCAGACAUGAAUAAGUUGAAGGGUCUUAUCAGAGAGAACCUUUGA